GUGUGAGUCGGUGUCAUGACGCUCGCUGACUGUGUUGUCCUAACCCAGUGACUGUAGCUGCUGCUGCUCUGCCUUGUUUUUGUGAGAACUCGUGAAUACAUGUCGCAGUUAUGUAGCACACAGGAGGAGGACUUUACCCCGCUGUGACCGGCUAACUUCAGCGUUGUGUGGCAGCCCCCUUACCCGGCUUGUUUACACGACUGCGAACCCCCCCCCCCCUCCGUUUGGUCCACCAGCUAGCUGUAGCCACAAGCUGCACUGCGAUGUGCUGCUGUUUGUUUUUGUCGUCUCGGCUAGCUCUCUGACUCAUCUGACACAUUGUUUGUGAGUCCUGUGCGAAGAAGAAAAUACACUACAUCGUGUUUGGUUGUUGUUGUUGUUGUUGUUGUCUUUAAGCUAAGAUGUGGCAAAGUGUCGGGCUCACACUGCUGGUCAUUGUGGCCACACUUGUCUGCGCGCUGCUCUUCAUGCUGUUCGGUUGGUAUGUAGUCUGGCAGCUCUUCUUAUCCAAGUUCAAGUUCCUGCGCGAACUCCUCGGCGACGCCAGCACCCCGCCGGCCGAACCGCAGCCGUCCGAAACCAAGAGUGAACGAACGGCGACCGCCCCGACGAGGACUCGGCCCAGGACCGCACGCCAAAGAGUCGCCACUGCAGAAAGCACUUAAGACAACGAAACCCCCGCUCUCACUGUGACUGCUCAUCAGACAUCUACGCACGACACUCAGCCCUCCUCUCCUUAGGACACUUUAAACUGACCGGGCAGACCUCCUGGUUCAAAGGGAAAAGCCAUCGCUGUCCAUUUCUUUGUCUUUACUUGUGUACAGUGCGGUGAGUGUGGGGGCUCCGCUCAUGAUCUUCUUGCAGUAGUGACAGCUGCUUUCAUGAGCCCACGCUGCUUCCUGCCAGAAUGAGGAGUACAAACAUCCUCCAUCUUUUUUUAACACGUGUGAGUUAGUUGUUUGUUUUUUUUUUUUUGAAGAAGAAGAAGGUCGGCAGAUAAAUGUCAAAUACUAGCUCGUCUACAUCAUUUCAACAACUGAAACAGUGACUCGCACAACUGACAGUUUUUAUUUUCCCUUAACUACGUAACAAAGUGCAAUGAAAGGAACGUGGAAGCUGCCGUUUUGGAGGAGGCGGAGACGGCCCCAAAAAAAAUGUCUUUUGAGGAAGACGACAAAUGGCACGACUUCAUUCCAGUUGUGUAAAAUGUGACACCCCCCCCCCCCCCACAUCGCUACUUCUCCUUCACACUUAAUUCUGUACUUGAAGAGUCGGGAGAACGUUUUUGAGAAAAUGAUGACUGUUGGUGUUUAGCAGCAGCAGCUCUGGACGUCAGGCGUUUUCGGACCAAUCAGUUCUGGGCACUGCCCCCCGGAGAGGAACCGCCCACUAUGGGACACGUCCCACCUUCAAGGCCUCGUAUUUUGAAGUUGAACAACAUGGAUCGACAACAGACGGCGGACAAAGCGAUUAGAGCUCUCUUGAUAAGUCUUUUGGGUGAUGACAAAAAAGUGUGAAUUGGAAACUUCCCUGUUGCUCCAUUUGUCUGUCCUUUGGUCCACUUUAUUACCGCUGCUCUACAAGCUGUCAAACGUGCGUCUAAAGGCGGCGGCUGCGUCGGCUCCAUGAGGAAUGGAUACAGCGAUGGAUGAGGGAUCCUUUUUAAUUUUAUGAAAGCUCCUCAUUGGUGCAUGACAACUUCAGGACGUGGGUCUUAAGUUAUUUGAAUCUUCUAGAUAACUUGAGCACCGUGUGGCCAACAGAGCAAGCCCUCUAGCAGGUUAAUUAAGCCCCGCCUCCAAUCACCAAGGUUUAUAAAAGUAACACAAGCGGUUUGACUUAAGCAGCCUUUUUGCGGGUUAUUUAAGUGUCUGUAUUGGGUGGUUAAAGCCUAAAAAGAAAACUAGCUGCUUAAUUUAAUGUAGGUAGAAUGUAAAAGUGCUUUUAAAGGCUGGCACACUUCUUUAAGAGGGACUUGAGCAGCUCAAAUGUUUGACAAAUCAUAAUAUGCUGACGUCUGGACCAGUCCUUGCACACUACAUCUUAAAGGUUCCUCUGGUUUUGUAGAAACUAGAAUGGCUCCCCUUUCUUGCUGUGCAAAAACAAGAAAGAAGUCGAGGGGGGGGGGGGGCCUCAAACUCUUCUCGGAGCUGUGCAUGAGUUCCUCUGGUCUGAGAACGCCUGAUGUCUGAACCUCCUCCUGCUCCCCGUGCCUCUGUCUGCUCCAGUGCCUGUUUAGAUGGCAUCCACAGUUUUGUUACAUGGCAUCUUUUUGUAAAACUGACUUGGUUCCCAUUACAGGGAGCGUUGAAGCUGACCAUGUAGGGCCUCUUCUGUGUUUAACUGAUACUCUCCCUCCAGGUAAAGCUCAUGUAACUUUGCACCUUUUUAUCUGCAGUUUGAUUUUUCCAGUGGAGCAGAAGCUUCAAAUAAAUAUCGCCAUGAAUAAAGAUUUUGUUCUG
Molecule: messenger RNA, 2462 nt
Organism: Labrus mixtus (cuckoo wrasse)
Lineage: Eukaryota; Metazoa; Chordata; Actinopteri; Labriformes; Labridae
Gene: smim13
Product: small integral membrane protein 13
Exons: 2
Coding region: 402-665 (87 amino acids)
Source: RefSeq, a predicted model, not a curated record